UCCUAAUCCCCAGCUGAGCAAGAUUCUUGAAGCCUCGUCUAUCUGCAGCAAUAUAAACUGAAGUCACUAAGCUUACAAUUUCUUUCAGCAAAAUCCGAUCAUUAUUGAAGUGUCCGUAAAGGUUGAUUUGUAACAGUAAUACACAUUCGUAUAAUGAGAACAUACGUAAAUAUUAUUUUGACAUGUCUGUGGUUUUUAUGUGCUAACUCAAGGGAUGAAGAAAAGAUUGCUAAAGCAUGCUAUUGGUCGAACGAAAUCUACGAACCGUGUUUUGGAGGCUGUGCCGAGGUAUCCUGUGAUAAUCCACGGAAUCACCUGCGGCCGUGCUACCCAUACUGCGAACCUGGCUGCGUGUGCGAGGAUCCUUAUGUACGAGACGAUAGGACUCAUCAAUGUGUUCUGCCACAAGAGUGCUCUCCAACGCAAAUGGGAAUACCAGUUCCAACUAAAAGAUCAAGUAAGCCAAGUGGACCGAAGAACAAUCUCAAGACACAAAGACGACACACUAGACCAGAUGAAGCACAAGAUGCUAACGAAAACGAAAGAAUUCCUUUCAAUCGAGUCAAUGAAGUCAAGCCCGGAAAAGCAACCGAAGUUUCAAGAAUGGGAAACUAUUUUAACAUUGUAAUAGCUCCGCCACCUAUUCGAUCUUUACAGCCACGGAAAGUUUUACAGAGUGACAAUUUCAGACCUCCUAAAUAAACGUAAAUCAUUCACA
Messenger RNA from Leptidea sinapis, 718 nucleotides. RefSeq lists its product as uncharacterized. NCBI's taxonomy places the organism in Eukaryota, Metazoa, Arthropoda, Insecta, Lepidoptera, Pieridae. The record is from RefSeq and is a predicted model, not a curated record. The coding region runs from base 154 to 702 and encodes 182 amino acids. The transcript has 4 exons.